AUGAAGCUAACUGUUAUCUGUUUACUGGUGACCUUCGUUCUGCUGGAAUAUGUGGAGCAGAGUGAAGCCUGCUUGGAGGUUAUUGAGCAGGCGUUGGGUCUCGAGCCCUGCAAUGAAGGUGGUCGAAAGGGGCACAGGGAGCCACAUAGAGGUGGACCAGGACCUGUAAGAACUACUAGGAGACAUGAGAGAACUCGGAGACCGGAGAGAACCACUAGGAGGCACGAGAGAACCACUAGGAGACAUGAGCGAACCACAAGGAGACACGAGAGAACCACUAGGAGACAUGAGAAAACUACCAGACCUCCUUGUACUUGUACAGAGAAGACCCGUCCUCCUUGCACAGAGAAGACUACUCAAAAGACUAGCCCACCUUGCACGGAGACAACUACCCAAAAGACCAAUCCUCCCUGCACGGAGACGACCACCCAAAAGACCAAUCCUCCUUGCACAGAGAAGACUACUCAGAAGACUAACCCACCUUGCACGGAGACGACCACCCAAAAGACCAAGCCUCCUUGCACGGAGACGACCACCCAAAAGACCAAGCCUCCAUGCACCGAGAAAACUACCCGAAGGACCAAUCCGCCUACCACAGAGAAGACUACCAACAAACCUUGGCCACCGGCGACAACACCUUCUCCAAAAACAACAGCUUCUACAACCACUAAGAAACCCUGUGGAUGUAGUACGCAUCACCCACCUGGAUGGAACCCUGGCGGUCCUAUACAGACAACACCCUCAACGACCACCACAAAAUCUGGCUGGAAUCCUGGCGGUCCCAUAAUAACAACCCCUUCAACGACUACUCGCAGGCCUUGCGGAUGCGGUGAUCACAAUCCACCAGGCUGGAAUCCCGGCGGUCCUAGAAUUCCCAUACCCAAUAUUCCCGGACAUUUUGGACCCGGACCUGUGAUUCCGAAUAGAGGAGGAAACGGAUUUAAUCCUGGCGGUCCCAUAAUAGCAACUCCCUCAACGACUACUCGUAGUCCUUGCGGAUGCGGUGAUCACAAUCCACCAGGCUGGAAUCCCGGCGGUCCUAGAAUUCCCAUACCCAAUAUUCCCGGACAUUUUGGACCCGGACCUGUGAUUCCGAAUAGAGGAGAAAAUGGAUUUAAUCCACAUUGCCCUCAGGGCUGGAAUCCCGACAGUCCUUUGAUACCAGUUCCCAGAAUUCCCGGUCACUUCGGACACGGACCUGUCAUCCCCAAUAGAGGAGGAAAGGGAUGUGGUUGCCGCAACCAAUGUCCACCAAGAGAGAUACUCAGCGAAGAGCUUCGUAUAACUCUGGAUCGGAUACAGCUAAUGAUUGACGAAUGCCUCUUGGAAAGCCAAAGACGUUGA
This is a messenger RNA of Drosophila eugracilis, 1344 nucleotides long. RefSeq names its product mucin-2 (gene Eig71Ee). The transcript has 2 exons. The coding region runs from base 1 to 1344 and encodes 447 amino acids. The record is from RefSeq and is a predicted model, not a curated record. Lineage: Eukaryota; Metazoa; Arthropoda; Insecta; Diptera; Drosophilidae.